Molecule: messenger RNA, 1038 nt
Organism: Symbiodinium sp. CCMP2592
Lineage: Eukaryota; Dinophyceae; Suessiales; Symbiodiniaceae
Source: the annotation of a GenBank genome assembly
AUGGACGGCAACGAUGCCAUGAAGCUCCUCGUGCCCACCGCGGCCUUUGCUGUCGGAGUCGGACUCUUGUUGUAUUUCUGGCCAAGGCCACCGAAGGUCUUCCUGACGCGGGAGCGGAAGAGAGUGCAGGUGUCUGAUGUUGUGGAGCUGUCCCAUGACACAAAACGAAUCCGGCUCUCCUUCGGAAGCAAGAAGAUGAUUCUUGGCUUGCCUGUGGGCAAACACAUCGUCAUCUAUGCCCCUAAUCCCCCGAGUGCCAUCUCGUCGAAGAGUUGGAACGGGAAGCCGGACUCAGACAAAGGAAAGCCUGAGAUUGACAGGAAGUACACACCAGUCACCGGAAACGAAGCGCCGGGCUACGUUGAUCUCGUAGUCAAAAUCUACAGACCUGGCACGGUCAAAAUGCCGGAUGGCAAGGAGAUGAACUGGGAAGACGGUGGAAAGAUGGGCCUCUACCUCGACAGCAAGAAGCCUGGGGAUUGGAUUGAGAUUGCAGGGCCGCUUGGUGUCAACGAGUACCUGGGCCGGGGAACUUUCAAACUUCCGGGUAAGACUGUAACCGUCAAACACAUUGGGAUGUUGGCAGGAGGAACUGGGCUGACUCCCAUGCUCCAGGUGGUGCAAGCCGCGCUUCGAGAUGCUAGUGACGCUUGCAACUUUUAUUUGAUUUACGCGAACAAGACUGAGAAUGAUAUCUUGUGCCGUGACAUGCUCGACGACCUCGCCAGGAAUAGCAAAGGUCGGUUUAAACUGUACUACACUCUGGAUUUUCCGCCAGAGAACUGGGCGCACAAGACCGGCUUCAUCACCGCUGACAUGAUCAAAGAGUGCUUGCCACCGCCAUCAGCGGACACUCUGGUGCUGAUGUGUGGGCCGCCUCCGAUGAUCGAAUUUGCGUGCAAGAAGAACCUGGAGAUGACUGCCUUUUUCGUCUCGGCAGUGCAUGUGUUUGACAUGUGGGCAUUCCGUCCGGCGCUUGGGGCCGACCGACCACGCAAGGAUCCAAAGUGUCCACGCGUCCCAAGUCUGGAACAAUGA